AUGGUGUUUGGGAAGGUUCACGAUGGCAUAAGAGCCCUCUCUGAGCUUUCUGGACUCGACGAAACUAACGUGAAGAUUCUCACUACAACCGCUUUAUCGUUUCCCUUCUCCAUCAUCUUCAAAAGACUCCCUGACAACAACUACACCCUCAAGAACUGGUACAUCAUUGCAGUUUCCUCAUUCUACGUCUUCGUGAUUUGUGAGCUUGGCUCUGGAUUGAGGUCUCUUUUGAUCUCUGCCACGGGCACUUAUCUUAUAACCAGAUACUUGAGAACGGACCUGAUGCCGUGGAUCAACUUCCUCUUUUUAAUGGGCCACUUGCUUUCUACGCAUUUCUUGUUGCAAUUCUUCCAGGAGUACGACCCGACUGUUAUUGAUAUUACAGGUGCGCAGAUGGUGAUGGUGAUGAAGCUUUCAGCUUUUGGCUGGAACGUGCACGAUGCUAGAGUUAACGUGGAUAAUCUCUCGCCGUACUUGAAAACGAGGGUGAUCAAAGAGCACCCCAACAUCUUGCCAUACUUGGGUUACGUGUUUUUCUACCCUUCGUUAAUGACGGGGCCUGCGUUUGACUAUGUGGACUACGACAGAUUUAUCCACUCGACUUUGUUUGAUGAUGUGCCUGAUGAUAAGCGCCCAGGAAAGCGCAAGAGAAGAAUUCCCAGAUCAGGUAAACCUGCGCUUAGAAAAGUGCUUCAGGGAUUGUUCUGGGCGGCUCUUUUCGUUGUGAUGCCCAAAUACGUCUCUUUGGAUUAUGCUCUUGAUGAAGGAUUUGUUACCGAUAAGUCCUUCGUCUACAGGUGUUUCUACUUGUGGGUAUUGGGUCUCACAUACAGACUCAAGUACUACACAAUCUGGCUGAUUGCCGAAGGAGCCUGUAUUUUGUGUGGCAUUGGUUACAACGGCUACGAUCCAGACACAGGUAAAUUUAAAUGGAACAGAGUACAGAAUAUUGACCCUGUUGCCUUCGAAACGGGUCAAAACGUUCACACGUGUCUUGAGGCAUGGAACAUGAACACCAAUAAAUGGUUGAAGUACUAUGUGUAUGUGAGAUUAGCCAAGCCCGGUAAGAAGCCGGGGUUUAAGAGCACGCUAUGCACCUUUGCAACAAGUGCAGCAUGGCACGGAACUAGACCAGGAUACUACCUUACUUUCGUUAUGGGUGCGUUCAUGCAGACGCUUGGUAAGAUCUACCGAAGGAACAUACGUCCCAUCUUCUUAGAGGCCGAUGGAAAGACUCCUAAAAGAUCGAAGAUCUACUAUGAUGUUGUCAGUUAUAUUGUCACGCAGCUUGCGUUCGGUUUCAUCGUGCAGCCAUUUGUGAUCUUGGACUUCAAGAAGUCCGUUUAUUGCUGGAGCACUGUCUACUUCUACGUGAUCAUCGCCACUGCCAUCACAUUAGUUGCAUUCAAGGGCCCUUUCAAGAAGCAGGUGACUGAGUUUUUUCAAUCCCAUCAAGCAGCACACCGUCUUGCAGAAGAGAAAAAGAAGCAGGAGAAACUUACUGAGCAUGAGGCUAGUAAAGUACACAAAACCGUCGACAAGGUUCUUAGAAGAGACGGUGGCGACGACAUGCCUACGUUGGGUGUUCCGUCGAUAGACGAGCUUGAAAACAUGUCGAAGGAAGAGUUAGAAGAGGACAUGAGAGAGCUUCAAGUUGCGUGGCAAUCAUUCAAAGAUCGUAAGGGUUUUUCUGACGACAUCGACAACUUGAAAGAUGCCUACAAGAACUUCACCGAAGAAAUCGAGGAGAUUUUUGAGGAGCAGAGAAAAGCGCUAAAGCAGAAGUCACAGUGA
This is a messenger RNA of Candidozyma auris, 1794 nucleotides long. RefSeq names its product lysophospholipid acyltransferase (gene LPT1). The record is from RefSeq and is a predicted model, not a curated record. Gene Ontology annotation, molecular function: 1-acylglycerophosphocholine O-acyltransferase activity; 1-acylglycerol-3-phosphate O-acyltransferase activity. NCBI's taxonomy places the organism in Eukaryota, Fungi, Ascomycota, Pichiomycetes, Serinales, Metschnikowiaceae. Bases 1 to 1794 code for a protein of 597 amino acids. Gene Ontology annotation, biological process: glycerophospholipid biosynthetic process; lipid modification. The transcript has a single exon. Gene Ontology annotation, cellular component: membrane; endoplasmic reticulum.